AUGUGGCCCGCUUUUCUUCACAGCUUCCGUGUGUACGUUGAUAUGCGAGAGUUAGACACCAAGCCUUCGCUCGAAAGUAUCUCUGUUCCGAAGGAGAAGUCGAAUAUCUUCAGAUUCAGCCAAAACCUCGAGAAAAUUCUGGUCAUCGGAGUGAGUCAAGCGGAAGAUAGCGUCGAUGUUCCACCCCUGCGUGUUGUCAAGUGCCCCAGCAUUGGAUUGGCUUGUGGUCGCUACAUUGAUACCUCCGAUGUAACCGAACUUGCCACAAAUCUUGCUUCGUUGCCCCCUGAUGAAGCCGCAUCCCUUAUUCCUGAAGCUUCAGCCUUUGUCACCACGGCGCCCUGGUCACCUCAAGUACCUCAAUUCAAACUCUUAAACACUGUUACUGAUCGCGAAUGCUUCGUGUUCUUUACGGUGGUUUUUGACCUGGCGCUGGAGUUGGUCACCGAGCCCGUUAGAGUAAGCUGCGUAUUUCGUGCCAAGGUAUUCCAAAAGGACGCCUUCUCCUGGUUUCCUGCAUCUCGAACUCCCUGUUGCGAGGACAUUACCGUUGUUCUUGUUGAGAAAGUGGAUGAGGAGAAGAACUGGAUCAGAAUGAACCGUUUUACGGUUGCUCGUAUCUCGUCUCCCUCCUUAGGCACCAAAACUGGAUCAGCCUCACCAACCAAUCGAAACACAGUAAUAUUUUCUUGCUCUCAUUCUGGCUCUGACAAUGUUGUCUCUGCCGCAGAUGUCGAAGGUGUUUCAGACGACGUUGUUGACGAUGAUGAACCUCUAAUGAGUGGAAAUGGAGCUGAUGAUCUAAGCACCAUCACUGACGAUCAACUGCUUGUCGCUUGGAAUUCUCUCAUCCCUGAGUGGCGCACUCGUAUUCAAUCUUCUGCCUCCUCGACGACUUCACUGCCAGCACCUCCCUCUGCCGAGUCGGUGGUGUUACGCAGUGGCGCCGAAGCCUUGCCCGAUGGUGCUCUUGGUCGAAGAGUUAUCCAGCUCGUUAGACGAGGCAUUCCUCACACCAUGCGCAAGGUGAUAUGGCAAAUGUUGGCUGGGUUCCAAGGCAUUGAUCCGGAACUAACUGAGAUCUACCGGAUCAUGCUCACAAAGCCCUGUCGAUUCGAUGUGGAAAUCCAGAGAGAUUUGCCACGAACUCUCCCAGCGCAUGACUUUUUUAAGGAGCGAGAGGGGCAGGAGGUACUUUUUCAACUCACACGAGCCUACGCGCUCUACGACGAGGCUGUGGGUUAUUGUCAGGGUAUCUCAUUCAUUGCAGCGCCUCUCCUCCUUCAUUUACCGGAGGAGCAGGCUUUUUGCUUGCUGGUGAAAAUAAUGUCCAACUACGGCACACGUCUCCUCUUCUUGCAGAACUGCGAGGGGCUCCUCCGUUGUCUCCAUCAAUUCGAAUGUCUCCUCGGGAACCAAUUGCCCGACGUGGCAAAGGCCUUUGAGGAUUCGGGCGUAAAAGUGCACAUGUUCGCCAGCCAGUGGUUCCUCACUCUUUUCAUAGCCAAAUUUCCCCUCAAACUCGUCUUUCGCAUUCUCGACAUCUUUCUUACCGAGUCAGCUGAUCUUUUGACCAUUCCUUAUCACUUCCAGGGCCUCAUCUUCAUCUUCAAAGUUAUGAUAUCUCUUUUGCGAAUAUCUCGCAGUAGUUUAUUGAGCUUGGACUUCGAGGGCACCCUCAAAUACUUCCGCGUAACCUUGCCCAAGCGAUUCCGUUCCCGGGAGGCUUGCGAUGAACUCAUCUCCAUGGCUUGUAGGGCCAAGGUUUCGGGUAGUCGACUGAACCGGUACGCACGCGAUUGGGAGCGGAUUCGGGAAGCGGAGGCCAAUGAGAAUUCACCGGUGGUGGCUCUUCAGCGCGAGAUAUGGCAGCUGCGUGAGCAAUGCGGUCGGUUGGAAAAGGAGAACGGGGACUUAGCUGGCAAUGUCCUCUCCAGCAAGACCGAAAUGCAGAGCACUAUUGACAAGGCGGCACUCUAUUUUCUCACCUACACGUUCUUUAUAAAGGUGAAGGCUAUGUUUCGCGAAGCCCUGACUAAGCAUGACGAACAAGCGACUAUCAUCGCGGAGUACAAAACCAUCACAGCCAAACUCUCGAGUCGCAUUGAGGAGGAGGUGUCACGGUCGUCGACACAACCAAAGCUUUCCCAAAUCUUUGUGGAUGCGGUGCUUGCUUGUAAUGGCACUUGUCGACAGGCGCUCGAUGAACGCAUGCCUGGAUGGUCGUCCGAGUCAGCGGCCUCCAAUGGCAUUAUUGUUGCAUGGCAAUCAGGAGGAGAGGACGUGGAGGCACUGCGACAGCGUGUGAAGGAAUUGGAAUUAGAGUUGGCGAAAAAUAAGGUGCAUCUGGUGGACGCGGAGUGCGCUCGGCAGGAGUUGAGUCAUCAGCUGAUGCUGAAGACGGCUGAGUUGGAGGAGCUCCGCAACCCCGCUGAUGUUCCAUUCACCCACAACGCGCGGCAAUGGCUCGCCAAGAAGUGGACUACUGCCACUUCUCGUGGCAAUGGAAAUGCCGCCGCUUCUCCCACCACCGCUGCCGCCGACUCUCCCGCCGCUGCCGCCACCAUCGCAUCCUAG
This is a messenger RNA of Hydatigera taeniaeformis, 2577 nucleotides long. The record is from the annotation of a GenBank genome assembly. Lineage: Eukaryota; Metazoa; Platyhelminthes; Cestoda; Cyclophyllidea; Taeniidae.